CAGGUAUUUUAAAUUCAGCUAACUCGACACAAGCUCUCCGUACUCAUUUUCCCGAUCACCGGCGUUGGUCAACUCAGUGAACUCAGCAAUGGAUUCUCCGCCGCCGGAAAACGCCGGAAUGGGCCUAAAACCUACUACUAUCUCCGUCUACACUGACUACCUUUUGAAUCGAAUUUCCAACUACUUCCCGGCGACUAAUUUUGUCAACAGGAUUUCCAAUUUCUACCGUGGCAGCAGCUCAGGCGCCAUUAAACGACGUCGUAGGAAGACUUGUCUCCCUCUUCCUUUCCCUUCCUCCUCUUCUUCCCCUGAAUCUUCCACGGUUGUAUGUGAGGCAUCUAAAAUUGUUGGUACAUUGGAGGACAUCAUGGAGUGUCUCUUUCUAAAUUUGCAUUAUGUCCAGAAGAACUUAGAUUAUUGGCAAUCUAAAGCAGAGGGAUCAAAUGCUCUAAAAGCAUACUUCAUGGUAUGUGAGAGAGGACCGUCUGCAUUUCUCAAUGGCACUGCUCAGCUGAUACGCGAUUGUGUUGGUGAAGGUUCUGGGGUGCAACAUACAUAUUGUUUAGCAUCUUCUUAUAUAUCCGAGAGGAUAAAUAUCUUGAGUAGCUUAAGAUAUCGUUUGGCUACAUUUUUGGCCCAGGUCUAUAUGAAGGUUGACAAAGCUGGUGAGGAAUUGGUUAAGGAUCCUGAGAGGUCAUUAUCAACAUUAUUGAUUGAAAUGAAUGAUCUAUUUCUUAAGUUGGAGGCAUCAAUUGGCCAUUUCCAUGCAAUGCGCCAGCAAAGCUCUUCUGUUGAUGAAAGCUAUUCUUUUCCCUUGAUAUUCGAGAAACUUCCAGAAGUAAAUCAAGAAGGCUCUCGAUGGACUGAUUGUGAGAUUAGAGAUGCCAUCAGUCUGAUCUACCAAAAUAUAGACAGAUUGAACACGUAUUUAGCUGCCAUUGUUACAAUUCACCGAAAGCCCAGGAGAGUUACUCGUUACUGGAUACCGUAUACCUGUGGGAUUGUCGGCAUCUCUAUUUGUUCAUUAUGGUUUAUUCGCCAUAGCAGUUUAGUAGGAAGCUCUGACAUUGACAAUUGGAUUCGUGAGGCAAAGGACUCAACACGUAGCUUCUGGAAUGACCAUGUAGAGCAACCGCUUCUCUCUAUUAGAGACGAUCUUUUCUACACUUUCCGGAAGAGGCAGAAGGGAGCAAUGGAACCUGAAGAAGUGCAGUUAACUGCUGAUUCUCUACAUAGAAUGUUGCAAGCUUUCACUGAGCAGACAAAGGGUGAGAAGGCUCCACCUAAUGCAACGGAUCAGCAAAUGCUUGAAAUAGUAAUGAUGAGGUGUGGCUUCCUUCUGGGUUUUUUUGUUGCUUAUUUAAUAUGUAGGGAUUGAAUAAUACUACUCAUU
This is a messenger RNA of Nicotiana tabacum (common tobacco), 1393 nucleotides long. Lineage: Eukaryota; Viridiplantae; Streptophyta; Magnoliopsida; Solanales; Solanaceae. The record is from RefSeq and is a predicted model, not a curated record.